UCCUUAGUGGUGACCUAUUUCCGUUUCCAUGUCCUUGUUAGCACGUAGUUGCAUUCACGCUGCACAUUAAAAACAAAAAUGGCAAAAAUAAGUAAAGAGACCAAACAGCGGUUACAGCAGCUGUUCCAGUGCGGACAAUUCGUUAUCCGAUGGGGUUUUAUUCCUACCGUGCUGUAUUUGGGCUUCAAACGAGGAGCAGAUCCAGGAAUGCCAGAGCCUUCCGUCUUGGGAAUGAGAGCGCUUAAAGAGAAGGAUGCUAUUCAUGUGGCACAGCUUGAAGCAGCCAUCAGGUGCAGGUGGAGAUGGGCCUGGCUCAAGUUGGAGGCCAAAACAAAAAAGCAAGGAAAUGAGGCAAAUUUAAUUUUAAUCCUAAAUUUGUACAUCAACGUACUUGAGCACUGUAAAUAAAUGUUUUUCUGCGUGAAGAAAAUGUGUUUAUUUUGCCUUAUUGUACUCUUCAGAGUCUUCCAGAUUGCUUAAUUCAUGUUAAAAUCAAAAACAUUCUCUGCGGGAGCACGGGGGAACCCCCCAGACCCCCUUACAAUGUAUUUAUAUAUUUAUUUCCCCCCCCCCCCCCCAUGCCUUUUGGUGUUUGAAUGUCUGAAUGAGGCAAAUUUAAUUUGAAUCUUACAUUUUUACAUCAACAUAUACUUGAGUGGUGUAAAGAAAUGUUUUUCUGCGAGAAUAAUUUUUUUUUAUUUUGCCUUAUUGUACUCUUCAGUCUUCCAGAUUGCUUAAUUUAUGUUAAAAUCCGGUGGGUGAGACUGUGUGUGUGUGUGUGUGUGAGAGCGAGAGUUUGUGAUGGACGGCGAGUGAGAGAGCAACUGAGACAGAAAGCAAGAGAAUGUGUGUGAGAGAGUUGUGCGACAGAAAGUGAAUGUGUUUCUGUGACAGCCUGGUGGAGAGAGUGUAUGACUCUGAGCAAGAGCAUGUGGGAGAAAAACUGUGAGCUCAAAGAAUGAUGAAUGUGAGGGGUGGAAAGCAUGAGAAAGUGUAUGACAAAUAGCCUGUUCAUGAGAGAGUGUGAGAAGAGCAUGGUGGAUGACUGGUUAGCACAUCAGCCUCACAGUUCUAAGGAUUAGGGUUCAAAUCCCGGCCUCGCCUGUGUGAAGAUUGCACAUCCCAAAAUCAUGCAUGCUAGGUUAAUUGAAGACUCUAAAUUGCCCGUAGGUGUGAAUGUGAGUGUGAAUGGUUGUUUGUUUGUAUGUGCCUUGCGAUUGGCUGGCGGCCAGUUCAGGGUGUACCCCGCCUCUCGCCCAAAGAUAGCUGGGAUAGGCUCCAGCAUGCCUGCGACCCUAGUGAGGAGAAGCGGAACAAUAGAUGAAUGAAUGAAAAAAAAUAUAUAUAUAUAAAACGUGUGUGUGUGUGUGUGUUGUAAUGCCAUCAAUAAUGUGAUGAAGACCAUUGAAAUAGAACCUAUUGGCAUGUAGCGGUAGUGGUCACCCAAAAAAGCAGAGUACACACAACGUCUCUGUCCCAGCUGUUCAGUACAAUAUGGUGAAAGAAACACUAGGCAUCACUACCUGAUUGUGUUUUUGUUUCU
Messenger RNA from Phyllopteryx taeniolatus (common seadragon), 1543 nucleotides. It is a transcript of the gene tomm7, whose product is annotated as translocase of outer mitochondrial membrane 7 homolog (yeast). Lineage: Eukaryota; Metazoa; Chordata; Actinopteri; Syngnathiformes; Syngnathidae. Gene Ontology annotation, cellular component: mitochondrial outer membrane translocase complex. The transcript has 3 exons. The record is from RefSeq and is a predicted model, not a curated record. The coding region runs from base 79 to 408 and encodes 109 amino acids. Gene Ontology annotation, biological process: protein import into mitochondrial matrix.